UUAUUGCCGGUCAAACGUCAAUGUACUACACCGUACUGUACGGAUUGUGUGUAAGAUCAAGUAUACAGUCGAUGGUUUAUGAGAAAUCUUUGAGUUUAUCCACGUUUGCUACGACUGGGGGCGACAUGACCGUGGGUCAGAUCACCAAUCACAUGUCGACGGACCCAAUGAACCUGCUCUACAUGUUCCAGUAUUUUCAUUUUCUAUGGACUGUUCCUUUCCUGGUUAGCGUUGUUAUCUACGCUCUAUACACUAAGCUCGGUACUGCAGCUCUCCUUGGCUCAAUGGUUUAUGUACUCGUCAUUCCUCUUCAACUAGGCAUCGCUAACUUCAUGGCCAAACACCAGAAGCGGGCACUGACUUUAGCAGACGAGCGACUGAAACAUUCGAACGAGAUUCUGCAAGGGAUCAAGCUGCUGAAGUCUUACGGAUGGGAGCAACUCUAUCUGAAAGUAGUCGAGAAGUUGAGACUGAAAGAGCUGGAAUCAAUCCUAAGAAUGAAUCUGAGCUUCGGGGCUAUCGGAUUUAUCGUGACAGCGGCUCCACUUGUUGUAACCCUUGUGACAUUUGGAACCUACUCACCCAUCAGCGGUGAAGCCCUGACUCCGGACAAGGCCUUCGCCUCCCUCGCCCUGUUCAAUUUACUCGCCAUCCCACUCUUCAUGUUACCCCUGGUGACCGCCCAACUCGUCAACGGCAUCAUCAGUACCAGACGACUGCAGCGAUUCUUUAUGGCGCAGGAGGUGGAGAAACAAAGCGCGGGAAACGAUUGGCGGGAAAGAGAUGUGAAGAGUGGCGAUUCGGGGGUGGAUUAUAAUCAAAAUGGUUUUGAAGAAACGAAUGAAUUCGUCUGCGAGGAUGACGUAGAUGAAACGACGCUCAUGAUACCAAUCAAGGAAGUGAAGCCAAAGGGCGCCCUCAAAUAUGGUGCAACCAAUUCCUUCCAGAAAAGUAAACUACCUCCUACAGUUAGUAUAAGGAUCAGUGAUGGAAAUUUCACCUGGGACAAGAACAGCAUCAGACCGAUCCUUGCAGAUAUCGACAUUGAAAUUCCAUCGGGUAAGUUGACGAUGAUUAUUGGAGGUGUUGGAAGUGGCAAGUCGUCCCUGGUGUCCGCUAUGCAGGGCGAGAUGACCACAUUGUCUGGCAGUGUUCAAUACAGCGGGAGUAAAAUGUCCGUGGCGUAUGCAUCACAGAAAGCUUGGCUGAUGAACGCAACUCUGCAAGACAACAUCCUGUUUGGAGAGAGGUUCAACUUCAGAAAAUACAAGAAGACCAUUGAUGUGUGCGCCAUGAAACCAGACAUUGAUAUCUUACCAGGAGGAGACCAGACUGAGAUUGGAGAGAAAGGGAUUAAGCUGAGCGGUGGACAGAAGCAGAGGAUUAGCGUGGCUAGGACGGUCUACUCGGGCAGAGAUAUCAUUAUCUUGGAUGAUCCACUGUCUGCUUUAGACGUCCAUGUUGGAUCACAUGUCUUCCAGAAAGCUAUCGUGGGCACUUUGCUGCGUAAGAAGCAAACCGUCGUCUUGGUAACGCAUCAAUUACAAUACCUCCACCACGCCCAUAAGAUCAUCGUGAUGAAAGACGGGAGGGUUGCCCAUCAAGGAACCCUCGACGAUAUCAUCGAGGAAUCCCCUGAUCUCUAUAGCGAGUACCAAAGAGCCGUCAAGUUCUCAGAGUCGGAAUCGGAAUCCCAAGAGAGCAUGCGCGGAAUGUCAGACAAUGAAAAGGAACGCAUCAUCAAGAGGCAAAUCUCGCGAGAAUUGUCUGCAGAAACACGUACCAUGGCAACAGGAACCAAACUGAUCGAUGAUGAAGCGAUGGAACAUGGUUCGGUUUCUUACAGCGUGUAUCUAUUCUACUGCCGGGCAGCAACGUGGAUCGUAGCCGUCGGUUAUGUUGCAUCGUACGUGGCCAAUUCUGGAUUUACCGUGGGGACCAACUUCUGGCUCGCCACUUGGUCGGAGGCCGAAAUCGCCAACGACAACUCAACCGAUAUCCAACCACUGUCCUACUAUAUUGCGGGCUACGCAGGGCUCUCCUUUGGUGGUGUUUUGACCAUUUUCAUCGGCAGUAUGUUAAAUGUUAUAGGCGCAUAUCUUGCCUCGAAGGAAUUACAUGUAACAAUGCUGCGGAACAUCAUCAUGUCUCCAAUGAGAUUUUUUGACACAACUCCUCUUGGUCGUAUCCUGAAUCGACUGGCGAGUGAUACAGAUAUCAUGGACAAGAAACUGUUCCAGAGCAUAGAUGCUGUGGUUUACUUUCUCGUGGGUUAUAUCAGUGGAGUGAUUGUCAACUGCAUCAUUCUGCCGAUAUUCGUUAUCUUCGCUGUCCCUUUGGCCGUGUGCGGUUACUUCGUGGCCAAAUUCUACAUCACGACUUCAAGAUCCCUGCAGCGACUAGACAGCGUAACCAAGUCUCCAAUAUUCGCCCACUUCUCGGAAACUCUGAGCGGUCUACCAACAAUACGGGCUUACAGGGACCAGAAUCGGUUCUACGAAGUUCUCUUGAAGAAAUUGAACGUGAACAACACGGCCUUCCUAUACCUUCUAACAACGCAUAGAUGGAACGGAGUCAGACAGGAGACUAUCGGAGCGAUUGGGGUUUUAGUGGCAGGCGUUGGAACCAUCAUUAGUUCCAUCAAUGGAACGAUUGAACCCAGCAAAGUUGGACUGGCUAUAUCCUACACAAUAUGGGUUGCAAAUUUCAUGAAAUCGGCCAUCCGUUUCGCUGCCGAGACAGAAAUGCAAAUGAAUGCUAUCGAGAGAGUCAAAGAAUACACCAGUGUGCCGAACGAAAACUAUUUGGGUACGGAGCCCGCUGUCGACUGGCCGAAGCACGGUGCAAUCACAAUGCAAGGAAUCUCAGUACGAUACGCAGCAGAGCUUGAACCAGUCCUCAAAAAUAUAUCACUCACAUUCCGCUCAGGAGAAAAGGUUGGGAUCUGUGGUCGCACUGGUAGUGGGAAGUCAUCCCUCACGCUGGCACUCUUCAGAAUUAUUGACACUUACGAAGGUCGCAUUCUUAUUGAUGACGUGGACAUCAACAAUGUUCCUCUUAGCACACUAAGACAACGCAUAGCAAUCAUCCCACAAGAUCCCAUCUUAUUCAACGGCACAAUCAGAUACAACCUCGAUCCCGAAGACAUCCGAAGUGAUUCAGAUUUGUGGCACAGUUUAGAGAUCGCUCAACUGAAGGAAACAGUGAAGCAGAUGCCAAGAGGACUAGAUUCGGAGGUAUCUGAGGGUGGGGAGAAUUUCAGCGUUGGUCAGCGGCAGCUCUUCUGUUUGGCUCGUGCUUUCUUGAGACGUUCUCGGAUCCUCAUCAUGGAUGAGGCUACAGCAUCCAUAGAUAUUGAGACGGAUAAAAUUCUCCAAGAAGUUGUGGCGACCGUUUUUGCAGACUGCACUGUUCUGACAAUAGCUCAUCGAGUGGCGACCAUUUUGGAUUCUGACACCAUCUUGACGCUGAGUGACGGGAAGGUAGUGGAGUAUGAUACGCCAGAAAACCUGCUCACAGACCCCAACAGUAUAUUUGGGUCUUUGGUCAAAUCUGAUAAAUAA
This is a messenger RNA of Asterias rubens (European starfish), 3563 nucleotides long. RefSeq names its product ATP-binding cassette sub-family C member 9-like. Gene Ontology annotation, biological process: transmembrane transport. Bases 21 to 3563 code for a protein of 1180 amino acids. NCBI's taxonomy places the organism in Eukaryota, Metazoa, Echinodermata, Asteroidea, Forcipulatida, Asteriidae. Gene Ontology annotation, cellular component: membrane. Gene Ontology annotation, molecular function: ABC-type transporter activity; ATP hydrolysis activity; ATP binding. The record is from RefSeq and is a predicted model, not a curated record. The transcript is spliced from 28 exons.